Messenger RNA from Emys orbicularis (European pond turtle), 6807 nucleotides. RefSeq names its product transient receptor potential cation channel subfamily M member 7 (gene TRPM7). Gene Ontology annotation, cellular component: plasma membrane. Lineage: Eukaryota; Metazoa; Chordata; Testudines; Emydidae. Bases 37 to 5640 code for a protein of 1867 amino acids. The record is from RefSeq and is a predicted model, not a curated record. Gene Ontology annotation, biological process: protein tetramerization; monoatomic cation transmembrane transport; calcium ion transport. Gene Ontology annotation, molecular function: protein serine/threonine kinase activity; calcium channel activity; ATP binding. The transcript is spliced from 39 exons.
GAGCCGGCGCCGAGACCCAGCCCGACCCUGAGGAGAAUGUCCCAGAAAUCCUGGAUAGAAAACACUUUUACCAAGAGGGAAUGUGUGUAUAUUAUACCAAGUUCAAAGGACCCUCACAGAUGCCUUCCAGGAUGUCAGAUUUGUCAACAACUUGUCAGGUGCUGCUGUGGUCGCUUGGUCAGGCAACAUGCUUGCUUUACUGCAAGUCUUGCCAUGAAAUAUACAGAUGUCAAACUGGGUGAAAAUUUUAAUCAGGAAAUAGAAGACUGGUCAGUGGAAAAACACACAGAACAGAGUUCAACUGAUGCUUAUGGUGUCAUUAACUUUCAAGGUGGCUCUCAUUCGUGCAGAGCAAAGUAUGUGCGAUUGUCAUAUGACACUAAGCCUGAAGCCAUUCUACAACUUCUUCUUAAAGAAUGGCAAAUGGAGCUGCCCAGACUUGUUAUCUCUGUACAUGGGGGGAUGCAGAAAUUUGAACUUCAUCCACGCAUCAAACAAUUGCUUGGCAAAGGUCUUAUUAAAGCUGCAGUAACAACAGGUGCUUGGAUUAUAACUGGAGGAGUGAACACAGGUGUUGCAAAACAUGUUGGUGACGCCCUGAGAGAACAUGCUUCCAGAUCAUCUCGAAAGAUUUGCACUAUUGGGAUAGCUCCAUGGGGAGUGAUUGAAAACAGAAAUGACCUUGUUGGAAGAGAUGUUGUUGCUCCAUAUCAAACUCUGUUAAACCCUCUAAGUAAACUAAAUGUCCUAAAUAAUCUCCAUUCCCAUUUCAUACUGGUGGAUGAUGGAACAGUUGGAAAGUAUGGAGCAGAAGUUAACUUGCGAAGAGAACUGGAAAAAAAUAUCAAUUUGCAGCGGAUCCAUGCAAGAAUUGGCCAGGGUGUCCCUGUGGUAGCACUGAUAUUUGAAGGUGGUCCCAAUGUUAUCCUCACAGUUUUGGAAUACCUUCAAGAAAGUCCUCCUGUGCCAGUAGUAGUAUGUGAGGGAACUGGGAGAGCUGCAGACAUACUGGCAUAUGUUCAUAAGCAAACAGAAGAGGGAGGAAAUAUUCCUGAUGGAGCAGAACCUGAAAUCAUUUCAACCAUCAAAAAGACAUUUAACUUCGGUCAGAGUGAGGCAGUUCAUCUGUUUCAGACGUUGUUGGAAUGCAUGAAAAAAAAAGAGCUUAUUACCGUAUUCCAUAUUGGGUCAGAUGAACAUCAAGAUAUUGAUGUUGCAAUACUUACAGCGCUGCUAAAAGGUACAAAUGCUUCUGCAUUUGACCAGCUUGUCCUUACACUGGCAUGGGACCGAGUUGAUAUUGCCAAAAAUCAUGUUUUUGUUUAUGGACAACAGUGGCUGGUUGGAUCCCUGGAACAGGCUAUGUUAGAUGCCCUUGUGAUGGAUCGAGUUGCAUUUGUGAAACUUCUUAUUGAAAAUGGAGUAAGCAUGCACAAGUUCCUUACAAUUCCCAGGCUGGAAGAGCUUUACAACACAAAACAAGGCCCAACUAACCCAACACUCUUUCACCUUGUUCGGGAUGUCAAACAGGGAAACCUUCCUCCAGGAUAUAAAAUCAACCUGAUUGACGUAGGGCUUGUUAUUGAAUAUUUGAUGGGAGGAACCUACAGAUGCACCUAUACGCGAAAACGCUUUAGAGUCAUAUACAACAGUCUCAGUGGGAACAGUCGGAGAUCUGGACGUAAUCCUUCAAAUAAUACUCCUCAACUGCGUAAAAGCCAUGAGCCUUUUGGGAACAGGGCAGAUAAAAAAGAGAAAAUGCGACAUAAUCAUUUCAUCAAAACUGCACAGCCUUACAAACCAAAGAUGGAUACAAGUGCAGAAGAAGGAAAAAAGAAAAGAACCAAAGAUGAAGUCGUAGACAUUGAUGAUCCUGAAACUAGACGCUUUCCUUAUCCUCUUAAUGAACUCUUACUUUGGGCAGUAUUAAUGAAAAGACAGAAAAUGGCCCUCUUCUUCUGGCAGCAUGGUGAAGAGUCCAUGGCUAAAGCCUUAGUUGCCUGCAAGGUGUAUCGUUCAAUGGCACAUGAGGCAAAACAAAGUGACCUUGUUGAUGAUACCUCAGAAGAACUGAAACAGUACUCCAAUGAGUUUGGACAACUCGCAGUUGAACUACUAGAACAGUCCUUCCGACAAGAUGAAACCAUGGCUAUGAAGUUAUUAAUGUAUGAGCUGAAAAACUGGAGUAAUUCAACCUGUCUUAAGCUAGCAGUGUCUUCAAGACUCCGCCCAUUCGUAGCUCAUACUUGUACACAGAUGUUGUUGUCUGAUAUGUGGAUGGGAAGACUAAACAUGAGGAAGAAUUCAUGGUACAAGGUGAUACUGAGCAUCUUACUACCCCCUGCCAUACUAAUGCUGGAAUAUAAAACCAAGGCAGAAAUGUCCCAUAUUCCACAGUCUCAAGAUGCACACCAGAUGACAAUGGAAGACAGUGAAAACAACUUCCAGAAUACAGCAGAAGAGAUACCCAUGGAAGUAUUUAAAGAAGUAAGGGUCUUGGACAGUACUGAAGGAAAACAUGACAUGGAGAUGCCAACAAAACCUAAGCGACUUCCAAUUACACGAAAGUUUUAUGCAUUCUAUCAUGCGCCAAUUGUGAAGUUCUGGUUCAAUACGUUGGCAUACUUAGGAUUUCUGAUGCUUUACACAUUUGUAGUCCUUGUAAAAAUGGAAGAAAUACCAUCAGUUCAAGAAUGGAUUGUUAUAGCUUAUAUUUUUACAUCAGCUAUUGAGAAGAUUCGUGAGAUCUUUAUGUCAGAGGCUGGGAAAAUUAAUCAGAAGAUUAAAGUGUGGUUCAGUGAUUACUUCAACAUCAGUGAUACAAUUGCCAUUGUUACUUUCUUCAUUGGGUUUGCACUAAGAUUUGGAGCAAAAGGGAACUUUGGUGACAAUACUUACAGAGAAAAUUAUGUUUUUGUUGCUGGAAGAAUAACAUACUGUCUAAAUAUUAUAUUUUGGUAUGUGCGAUUACUGGAUAUUUUAGCUGUAAAUCAACAGGCUGGCCCUUAUGUCAUGAUGAUUGGCAAAAUGGUCGCCAACAUGUUCUACAUUGUAGUGAUUAUGGCACUUGUACUGCUUAGUUUUGGUGUUCCCAGGAAGGCAAUACUCUAUCCUAAUGAAGCACCAUCUUGGACUCUUGCUAGAGAUAUUGUGUUUCAUCCAUACUGGAUGAUUUUUGGUGAAGUUUAUGCAUAUGAAAUUGAUGUAUGUGCAAAUGAUUCACAAGUUGGCCAUCUCUGUGGACCUGGAACAUGGCUGACCCCAUUUCUUCAAGCUGUCUACCUCUUUGUACAGUACAUUAUUAUGGUUAAUCUCCUUAUUGCAUUUUUCAACAAUGUGUAUUUACAAGUAAAGGCAAUUUCAAACAUCGUAUGGAAGUAUCAGCGCUAUCAUUUCAUUAUGGCCUACCAUGAAAAACCUGUCCUGCCUCCACCUCUUAUUAUUCUUAGUCACAUGGCUUCCUUAUGUUGUUGUAUAUGUAAAAGAAGAAAGAAAGACAAGACUUCAGAUGGACCAAAACUCUUCCUAACAGAAGAAGACCAAAAGAAACUUCAUGACUUUGAAGAGUUGUGUGUUGAGAUGUAUUUCAAUGAAAAAGAUGAUAAAUUCCACUCUGGAAGUGAAGAGAGAAUUCGAGUCACAUUUGAACGGGUUGAACAAAUGUGCAUUCAGAUAAAAGAAGUUGGUGAUCGAGUCAACUACAUCAAACGGUCAUUGAACUCUUUAGAUUCUCAGAUUGGCCACCUACAGGAUCUCUCUGCUCUCACUGUGGAUACUCUAAAAACACUAACUGCACAAAAAGCUUCGGAAGCCAGCAAAGUCCAUAAUGAAAUUACCCGGGAGUUAAGCAUUUCAAAACAUUUGGCACAAAACCUUAUUGAUGAUGGUUCUCUGAGAUCUUCAGUAUGGAAAAAACACAACAUUGGAAAUGUGUUUGGUUCUUCUUUUCCACAAGGAGACCUCGAGAGUAGUAAUGCUUUAUUAUGUAACAUUUCUAUGCACAGUGAAAGAGAUAUUCAACAUAAGACAAUUGGCCAGGAUUUAGCUCCAGUUUCCAGGGGGGAAGAACUAAACUUUCAAGAGGCAGGUUCCUCAGGCAGUGCCUUUUUUCCAAGUGCUGUUUCUCCUCCAGAACUUCGACAAAGAUUACAGGGUUCAGAGAUCUCAAAAUCCAUUAAUAAAAAUAAAAAAUUAGGCAAUUCAUCGAACAGCAUGCCACGUCUAACAUCCCCAACAGCUAAAUUAUUUGUUAGCACUCCAUCUCAGCCGAGUUGCAGAAGUCAGUUGGAAUCUACAGCAAACAAUGAAGCAGCAAUUUUGUCUAAGGCUACAGAAGGAGAUAGUAACGUAGAAUUUGGUGCAUUUGUGGGUCACAGAGACAGCAUGGAGUUACAACAAUUUAAGGAGUCAGCAAUUAAAAUUAAAGAAAAAAAUGCUAAUAUUGAGGGCAACCUAAGACAGGUUAAUUCUUGUGAUGGAUUUACAGAAUAUCACAAAAACUCUUUGGCAAUUCAUUCAGAACAAUUUCACAACAAGAGUAGAAGAGCAUCAGCUGAAGAUACUCAGCAAGUAGACUCUAAGGCUGCAUUGCUCACGGAUUGGUUACAAGGUAGACCUUCAAGUAGCAAUCAAAUGCCUUCUGAAGAAGAUGCCUUGAAUGGUAUUGCUUCUCCUUUCAAGCCGAUCAUGGACACCACUUACUACUACUCAGCUGUGGAAAGAAAUAACUUGAUGAGAUUAUCACAGAGCAUUCCAUUCACUCCUGUGCCUCCAAGAGGUGAGCCAGUCACUGUGUAUCGCCUUGAAGAAAGUUCUCCCAACAUCUUGAACAAUAGCAUGUCUUCCUGGUCACAGCUAGGACUCUGUGCUAAAAUUGAAUUUUUAAGUAAAGAGGAGAUGGGAGGUGGAUUACGUCGAGCCGUUAAAGUAGCAUGCACAUGGUCAGAAUAUGAUAUCCUGAAAUCAGGACAUCUUUAUAUCAUCAAAUCUUUUCUUCCUGAAGUUGUGAAUACUUGGUCAAGCAUUUACAAAGAGGAGACAGUGUUGCACCUCUGUUUGAGAGAAAUUCAACAGCAGAGGGCAGCACAGAAGCUCACGUUUGCUUUCAAUCAAAUGAAACCUAAAUCCAUUCCAUAUUCUCCAAGGUUCCUGGAAGUUUUCCUGUUAUAUUGCCACUCAGCUGGACAGUGGUUUGCAGUUGAGGAGUGCAUGACUGGAGAAUUUAGAAAAUACAACAAUAACAACGGUGAUGAAAUAAUUCCAACUAACAUGCUAGAAGAGGUCAUGCUAGCAUUCAGCCACUGGACUUAUGAAUAUACAAGAGGGGAGUUGCUGGUACUUGACCUGCAAGGUGUGGGUGAAAAUUUGACAGAUCCCUCUGUGAUAAAAGCUGGAGAAAAAAGGUCAUAUGAUAUGGUGUUUGGUCCCGCCAACUUAGGAGAAGAUGCAAUCAAAAACUUCAGAGCUAAGCACCAUUGCAAUUCUUGCUGUAGGAAACUUAAACUUCCUGAUCUGAAGAGAAAUGAUUAUACGCCUGACAAAAUUAUAUUUCCUCAGGAUGAUUCUCCAGAAUUGACAAUUCAGCCUGGAAGCUGCACCAAAGAAUCAGAAUCAACUAGUUCUAUUCAUCUGAUGCUGUAAUGACAUGAGCAAACAUUGGCUUUACACAGUGUCACUAAGUUGUAGAUUAUCAGUCUUCCACUAAAAUCAAAUGAAAGAGAGAUCAAAACAAAGAACCAAGUGUUAUAAGUGGAAUGUUGAUGUCUGGUCCAUAAUCUAAGGACCUAACAACUUGUGGUAACCAUCUACAGAGAUGAGCUGGCAGCUGAUUAUUUUAAGGGUUGAAUGACAAGAAUUUAUGAAAUGUUUUUAAAGGGUCUUUUUAGAAGAAGGUUAUUUUUAGUUUUGCUUUUGUCCAAUGGAGGUUCGUCUAAUCCUCUAAUCCUGUGGUGCAAUAGGCUCUUGACUAAAAGGACUCUUUUUUGGAUGUUUUAAGGCAAAGUGUCUGUUUGGCAGCUGGUUUACUGUCAGCCAGCUAGAGAAAUGGGAGACUGCAUCCUUCUUCAUUGUCAGAGGUUUCCCUGGGCUUUGUCAGAAGUGUUCCAUCUUAUUAGAUGCCAUGUAGUUUCAUCUGGCCUUUGGAAGGGAACAGAUCCAAAGGAUCUGUGUAUAUCAUGCCAGUAUGCUGAGGUUGAAGUCAGAAAUGGAUCUAUUCCAAUAAAGAGUUUGUCUCCUGAAUCAGGAUUCAGCUUCACAGGUGUGAAGCCAGUUUUUAUGGAAUAGAGCCUUAAUUGUGUAAUGAAAUUUCUUGUUUUUAUACAUUUCAGUUUUAUCAAGUCAUUGUCAAAUAGUAACAAAUAAAGCCAGGAUAGACUGGUAUAAUUACAUCAUAUAGUAGAAAAGAGUACAUACUGGUCCAAACAAGAAGUUGCCUUGUUGAAAAAAAAAAAGAAACAAGUCGGGGAAGUGCUUUUCUUGUAAUGACUGCUUCUGAAGUUAUGCCUUCCAAAAAUCUCAUAAAACCAGUAUAUCAAAGCAGAAUGUACACAUGAACUUUUAAAUGUAUUUAAAAUUGUAUAGAAACAUCUUUAAUGUUAUGUUGUUUGUGGUACUUAUUUAAAAAAAGACUAGGAUUGGUUUAGCAUUAUGUAAAGUACGGGAGAUUGCAAUGCAACUUUAUGCCAAUAAAAUGUAAUUUAACUGUCCCAAGUCUUGUUGAGUAUUCAACAAGAAAAACCUGUUGUCCAACUGAAGUUUCAUGCUGCGAUUUUUAUUUUGUUUGUUACAUAGGUACUAAUUUUUAAUUUU